AUGGCCCCGAAUUGUACACCUGAAGCCAAUUCAACAGAUUCCGAACGUGUUCCUAGCAAAGGAGAUAAGAGGAAAAGAGAUGGAACGUCAGAUCCUCAGUCAUCAUCGGUACGAAAAAGAAAGAAUGGGGCGGUCGGCGUUCCAAGCAAACAAACGGACUGCCAAAAGGCUCUUGAGAGGGCGAAGAUCGUUAAAGAAUUCCGCAUCACGUUCCACCCCCAGAAGUUUUCCCCACAGCGUCCAGGAAAUGUUCCUGAGAAACAUCAGACGAAAUUCAAGCACAUUCAGCAACUUGGCAAGAUCAGUUACGAUUCGUAUGCAGUACAACCUCGACCUGAUACUGCCAACAAGCCAUGGGAGGAUAAGAACAAGGAACGGGCUACACUGGUGAGCGAGAAAGCAGUUCAGGCGAUGAAGGAUUAUCAGAACGAGGAUGGAUGGCGGAUGAAGCUCGAACCCUUCAUCUUUGAACGCUUCGAAAUCGAAGUUGCUUGCCAGGAGUGCCGCAAACGUCUGUGGCAAUCCUUGGUUGAGGUGAACCCGGAAGAAAGCAAUAGUCGAACGAAAAACCUCGCAGAGCGUCAACAUCGUCGUACAGUAUGCGACUGUGAGCCAUCGUCGAAGCAGAAUGGCAUUUUGAGCACAGGACGGACCAACAUAUUCUCUGAACGUAUUGGCGAGCGAAGCAUCAUUCAGGACGAUCCCGAAAACCACCAUGGAAAAGAAAUGAAGCCAGAUCGAGUCUAUGGACUGAGAACUACAGAUUCCAUAAAGAACAUUUGGCAGCAACCACAUACUUCUCACUUCGGACACGCGUCUGAGCUCGAGUUUGAUCCACUAGGCAGAUUGACUAAGACCUGCAAUCCAGACAGUGGUGGAGAAGCUUCGAUAUAUCCUUUCUUGGUGAUGGAGGCUAAAAGCCUUAAAAGCAGAAGCAAUUUCUCUGACAUCGAGACACAAACAGCAGUACCUAUACGAAAUCAUUUGUACCUACAGCUAAAGCUCCAAGAAGACGAGUUCAAUAACAUGCCGACACCAGGAGGCCCAUUGAGUUGGUUUUUUGCGUACAUUGGUGAGAUAUGGAGGGUAUACGGCUGUUACGUCACAGAAUCUAGCCCAGGAAGUUUGCCCUGUUAUGACAUCGUUCGCUUGUGGCAAGGCGAUAUCACUGGCUAUGACGAGGCACUUCAACUAGUUCUAAUUAUGGACUACAUCGUUGAUUGGGCGCGUGAUAUUUUCCGGCCCAGUAUCAUGAGACAACUGAUGUCCGUAGUCCACAAGGGCGAACAGUCGUCUUACACGAUUGUCGAUCAACCUGACAUUCUCUCAAUACACGAUCUUGCGAACUCUCGGUACGGUGGCAGGCCUGUCCCUACCAUUGCCGGAGCUGGAACACUCGAGGCGCCUGCGGAACCGGACUUUGAUGCAAUAAACUCCACGAUUGACUCUUCUUUCGAGCCACUCUUAGCGAAUACAGGAAAACAUGUCGAUAUCAGGGUCUGGGAAGGCGCCAAAUAUGAGUCACGAGUUCGAGGGCUUUUUAUCACCGAAGAUGACACUGCUGCUAUGGAACAUCUCAUACACACGGACUACAAAAGAUUGGAGACUGUCAGCUCAGAUCGCUGUUGGUUUCUCUUGUCAAGCGUCCGAGACAUCAAAAUCAUCGAAGAGGCUUGGACUGGAAGUCAAGAGAUCAAGGAUGUACAAAAUCUCCGAGAGCAAAAGAUCUUGAUUUCUCUCUAUGUGCAGUACCGCAAAGAUCUUAAUGGUGCGCCUAUACGUGAAUUAACGUAUCUCGCUCUUACUGAAGCCGCUGCCAGCAAGACAGAGUAUCCCUUCGGAUAUAUGCUAGAGGAAAUUGAGCUGGUUGCUCCAGCUGAAGAACUUGCAAUCAAGCUGCGGGAAGCCUGGCAUUCGAGCAACAAGAACUACUACAAGCGUUACGCCAGCGGCAAAAGUAGCGUACUUUGUGUCACCGCAUCUGACUACGACAAAUCGGUAGACCGUGUCGUCCUUGGCUUCUACAGCGACCGCGAGAUGACGAACCACACCAAAAGACUGGAUUCAUUCUUCAAGACCGCUUGUGAAGAUCGUAAAGCAGAGCUUUAUAAGGUCUAUGCAACAUGCUCUCGGUACACAAAAGCCGUUCAUUCGCUUACCGUUGAGCCACAUUGCGCCCUGAACCCUGACCAAGAUUGCGUUUUCAUCAACACAGACGCCAUGCGAUCCGGAAUUUGCGUCUACAUCAACAAUGCAGCAUCUCAAAAGAUCAGUCAUAGAUUGAUAAUCCGGCAUCUUCUGCAAAUGGUAGUCAUUAGUUGGAACAGCACAUGGCCGGAUUCUAGCUCCACCUUCUAUACGAACGAUGAGGCGCGUAUCGACAGUAAGAUACUACUAUGGAUCGUGUCAGAUCCCCAAUGGGAUUUGUAUCGUACGAUGAAACCUCCUCUGAACAUGCCUGACAUGUACAAAGUUCAUAUGUACAGAGUUCACAAACAUUUGGCGUGGUACCGCAGAGUAUUACUCAGACACGAGUGUGGGAUGGGUAUUGUCGGAUCCGAACACGGGCGCAGUACCAUUGAAUCUGAAUUCUACAAAGAAGGGCACGAAAAUAUUCAACGCUACAUUCAGCGCGCUUGCAAGAAUUGCGACUACAGGCAUUAUUCCGAUCCAGCUGCGUCAGGGCCUACAUUUUACUUUCACGACGAAGAUUUCAUACCAAAAGAAGGCAUUUAG
Alternaria burnsii is the source of this 2736-nucleotide messenger RNA. RefSeq lists its product as uncharacterized. The transcript is spliced from 4 exons. Lineage: Eukaryota; Fungi; Ascomycota; Dothideomycetes; Pleosporales; Pleosporaceae. Bases 1 to 2736 code for a protein of 911 amino acids. The record is from RefSeq and is a predicted model, not a curated record.